Messenger RNA from Papaver somniferum (opium poppy), 1363 nucleotides. Its product is annotated as probable WRKY transcription factor 53. The transcript has 3 exons. Gene Ontology annotation, biological process: regulation of DNA-templated transcription. Gene Ontology annotation, cellular component: nucleus. The coding region runs from base 126 to 1109 and encodes 327 amino acids. NCBI's taxonomy places the organism in Eukaryota, Viridiplantae, Streptophyta, Magnoliopsida, Ranunculales, Papaveraceae. The record is from RefSeq and is a predicted model, not a curated record. Gene Ontology annotation, molecular function: transcription cis-regulatory region binding; DNA-binding transcription factor activity.
CACUAUCCUCUUCUCUCUAUAUGUUGUUACACUUAUAUAAUCUAUAUUAUUAUCUUUCAAAGCUAGAAGAUUAACUUCGACUAGUCCAAUAUUCUUACUUAAGAUUUUUUCCAUUUGUUGUCUAAAUGGAGAUCAACACUAUCAACGGGGAAUGGAAGCAAAAGGAUUUGUUCAAUGAAUUGGUACAAGCAAGAGACUUAGUAAAGAAGCUGAAGAUUCAUCUUGAUAAAUCUUCUCCCGCAGGAGAGGUAUUAUUAGAGAAUGCAAUAUCGGCACUUGAUAGAGCGCUUUCAACAACGACUAGAUCCGGGUGGGAUGUCGCUCCCACUCAGCUUACAGCAAGAACCAGUGCUAUGGGUUCAGCCGAGUCGCCGCCAUUGAAGAACUGUAGCCCAAGAAGUGAUGAUUCUGAUCCGCACGGUACAGAUAUAUUGAAGAGAAGGAAAAUGCAACCUACAUGGACUGAAAAGGUUAGUGUUGGUUCAGGAGCUGGAAUAGAAGGAUCAUCUAAUGAUUGCUAUAGUUGGAGGAAGUACGGUCAAAAGGACAUACAUGGAGCCAAGCAUCCAAGAAGUUAUUAUCGGUGUACUUACCGGAAUAAUCAAGGAUGUUUGGCUACAAGGCAAGUUCAACGAUCAAGUGAAGACCCUUCUGUUUACGAUGUUACUUACCGAGGAAAGCAUAGUUGUCUCCAAGCAUCCCAUUUACAAACUAAACACAACCAAUGCAAAAAUCAGAGCCAGGAUCAUCAAGAAGAAGAUCAAAAGCCAGAACAGUCACAGGAAGGGCUCUUUGAAAACUUUGGAAAAGGUCUAAGAAUCAAAACGGAAGACGAACUAUUAUUAGACUCGCAAAAGCUCUCUUCCUCAUCAUCGUCCUUCUCUUUCCCUUCUUCAACAACGCCAGUUGAUUGUGUUAAGAUGGAAAACUGCAACUUCUUACCGUUCGACCGUAACUAUUUUUCAUCGUCAUACCAUGUACAAUUGAAUGGACAAGAUACGAACACUAUUCAUACUUCAAAUCAUCGUCAGUCUGAUUUUGAUGAUGCAGUUUUACUUGACCUGGUGGAGCUUAACCAAUAUUCCCCUUUUGACUACUUCCAUCCUUAGCUUCAUACUCGAUCUUUUGUAAUGAAAAAGAAGAAGGAGAAUAUGGUUCUAACUUACGGGAUUGGCUAGUAUUCUAAAGACGGUGUUUAUGUGACUGUCGGCAUGUAACAUUUUUGCAUGUUUUCUCUUAAAGAUUUCAUAUUAAUUUUUUGUUAACAUAGUUUUUUGUUGAGAAAAUCUGAGUCUCUGAUCCAGCACUCGUGGCAGAUGAACAUCAUUUAAAUAAUCUAGCAAGUGUGAGGCUUUCUUCUAUA